AUGAUUCUCUCCAGUCUGGCCCUCACACUCGGGCUAUCAGCCCUCGCCGCUGCUGCACCAACCCCCUCAAACAGCACCCUCAGCACUACCGACUUCCCUACGAUUGAUCUAGGCUACGCCAUUCACCAGGCCAUCUCCUACAACGAAUCCUACGACUCCUACACCUUCUCCAACAUUCGUUUCGCCGCUUCCCCCACUGGCUCCCUCCGUUUUGCCGCUCCCCAGGCCCCACUGGAGAAUCGCACUGCGGUCCAAGACGGCAGCAUUGGAGGCACCUGUCCUCAAGGUCAACCCGCCUACGCCGGCAGCGACCUCACGCAAAAGGUUGGGGUCAGCGAGGACUGCCUGUUCCUUGACGUCAUUGUGCCACGAAAGGUCCUCGAAGGGGAGAUUACGGACGUACCAGUGCUUGUGUGGUUCUUCGGCGGUGGAUAUGUACUAGGAUCCAAGACGCAGCACGGGGACCCUAUCAACUUCCUCGUUGACUCCCCCAGCCCUGUGAUCUAUGUUGCGCCCAACUACCGUCUCGGCGCCUUCGGCUGGCUCGGUGGCCCCAGCUUCACGCUCAGCGACAACACAGUCCCGAACGCAGGUCUCUAUGACCAGAGGUUCGCGCUCAAGUGGGUCCAGGACAAGAUUCAUCUCUUUGGCGGCUCCAAGGAUGAGGUCACCGUCAUGGGUGGCUCCGCGGGCGCUGGUUCAAUCAUGCACCAGAUCUCCGCCUAUGGUGGUACGGGCGAGAAGCUGUUCAAGAGGGCCAUCCCCAUUGGACCUGGGUUCUUUCCCAUUGGUGGACAUUCGGGCGCCGAGACCAGUUAUCUGUCUUUGCAGACUGCGACAAAUUGCACCGACCAAGGAAUUGAGUGUCUUCGCGCCAUCCCCACGGAGCAGUUGCAGCUUAUCAAUAAGCAGAUUAUCUCUGAUGUUGCACCCCCCGGCUUCGGCUUUGGGCCUUCCGUUGACGGGGAUCUUGUCCCCGAUGUGCCCUCAUACCUCUAUGCACAAGGCCGUAUCCAGAAGGACGUUGAAAUCCUCGUCAUGGAUGACAUCAACGAAGGCGCCUCCUUUGUCGGAAACGGCACCACCGUCAGCGCAAACCACAUCAAUUCUAUCUUCCCCGGCAUCUCCAACGCCUCCAUCGCCGACCUCCUCGCGCUCUACCCCCCACCCAGCAAUAGUACACCCUACAAGACCGAGCAAGAGCGCCUCAUCAAGGUCACCGCCGACUCCGGCUUUGACUGCAACCGCUACGCCAUGUCCGCCGCGCUCCCGAACAGCACCUACAACUUUGUCAGCACCAUUUUGCCCGGCACCCACGGAACCUGGUCCGCGCUGCUGUUCAACGAAGUGCCCGGCGCUGAUGCUGUCGUCGAUCGCGACAUCCUCCUUGCGACUAGGAGGUUUGUGAUGAACUUUGUGGUCGGUGGAACGCCGAAUGAGUUGCAGGGUAGUAAUAGCACGGGUGUGGGCCCCGAGCAUGUUAUGUGGCCAACUUUUGGAAGUGAGGGGUUGGGGUUGGUGGUGAGUGGAACUAAUAUGACGGUUGUGGAUGCGAGCGGGGAUAAGGAGGUCUGCGAGUGGUGGGGCAAGGCUCUCUACCUUAGCUAA
Messenger RNA from Morchella importuna, 1608 nucleotides. RefSeq lists its product as uncharacterized. Bases 1 to 1608 code for a protein of 535 amino acids. NCBI's taxonomy places the organism in Eukaryota, Fungi, Ascomycota, Pezizomycetes, Pezizales, Morchellaceae. The record is from RefSeq and is a predicted model, not a curated record. The transcript has 5 exons.